AUGUGUCGUAAAUGCAAUAAAAAACACAAUACACUUCUUCAUUUCGAACAGAAGUCAAAUGACGUGAAGCAAUCCACUUCUACUGAAAAACCGUCCACGAGUAGUUACCACAUACGUGUAACAUCUCAAGUUUAUUUAGCAACUGCCAUUGUCGACGUCAUUGACAAUCAAGGUAAUUAUCAACCCUGCCGUGUUAUGUUAGACGGGGGGGCUCAAUCGUGUACAAUAACUGAGGCUUGCGCAUCUCGCUUAGGAUUGCAUAAAAAACAUUUUGAAAUUCCAAUGUUAUCAGUUGAUGAUAUGAAGACAAACAUUAAAUUCAGAACAUUUGCCACAGUUAAAUCAAGAUUUAAUGAUCAAAAAUCCAAUUUAGAACUUUUAGUUGUCCGCACGAUUUCAAAUGCAAUGCCAUCAUUUCCAUUAGACAAGAACGCUUUUGAACUCCCUGACAAUAUCUUUUUAGCCGAUCCAAUGUUCCAUAAACCUGCUCCCGUCGAGAUCAUAAUCGGCGCCGAGUAUGUUUAUAACUUUUUGCUCGCAGGAAAAUUGAGUAUCCCGGGGCAUACAGCAGUCUUACAAAAAACCAUUUUGGGAUGGAUAAUCGCGGGUAGAGUCUACGAUUCACAAGGGAUUCAGAAUGUAGGUACAAAGUCAUCAGUUUGCAGUUUCAUUCAGCACACAAGUUUACCCCUUUUAUGGGAAUUAGAUCAAGUGCAGCCUUCCUCCAAGCGUUCUAAGGAAGAGCAGGCCUGUGAGACUCACUUUGUAGAGCACGGUCAGCGUGACGACAGCGGUCGUUACAUAGUCCACCUCCCAUUCAACGAAAAGGUCCAUCAAAUCGAUGAAUCUAAACAUAUUGCGUUUCAGCGUUUUUAUUCUAGCGAAAGAAAAUUCGAAAAAGAUCCGUCAUUGAAGGAUCAUUAUUCAGCUUGUCUCAAUAAUUAUUUAGAUGAGGGCCACAU
Belonocnema kinseyi is the source of this 962-nucleotide messenger RNA. RefSeq lists its product as uncharacterized. The transcript has a single exon. The annotation marks the transcript as partial. The record is from RefSeq and is a predicted model, not a curated record. Lineage: Eukaryota; Metazoa; Arthropoda; Insecta; Hymenoptera; Cynipidae.